AUGACAUCUCAUGAAAAUUACUCCAUCUUUCGAGAAUGUCUUUCCAGUGCGAUUGUCGCUCGCUCUGAGAAGCCAAAAACCAAGCGACGAACCAAAGUCAAGCGCGGCGGGCGCAAACAAAGCAGCACCGUGGUGAGCUCGGAGGUAGUUCACGCCGAACGAGCUAACCCGGAGGAGCUGGCUGAGUUUAUUGAUUCGCAUAAACGAGAAACUAUGCCAGGUCUAACAUCACGCCAGUUUAUCGCAUCCGAAACAUUUACCUCAUUCCCAGAAGAUCUACGAAUACUCUCGUACGCCGGAAUUCAACAUGAUCCCAACCUUUCAAAUAUCUAUAUCCCGAUCGAGAAAGACGCACCUCUCGAUCGGUCUGUUCUUGAUUCGAUCUGCACAAUAACCCCCGUCGACGUUACAGAGACAUUGUCUGUCUACGGUCUUAUUCCUGAACCUACUGAUUUCCCCGAUUUCAUAUCACCUGUGCUAUCUGAGUAUGUUUCCAGCGUUACGAGUGGUCCUCCAGAGUGGUCAGCAACUCGGGCAGAUGCAUGCGAAAUUUGCGAGCGGGACUGGAUUCCCCUAUCGUAUCACCAUUUGAUUCCUCGAGGUGUGCAUGCCAAGGUCAUUAAGAAGGGAUGGCAUGAUGAGUGGAUGUUGAAUAGCGUUGCAUGGCUUUGCCGGGCUUGUCAUAGUUUUGUGCAUCGGAUGGCAAGUAAUGAGGAAUUAGCCAGAGAGUGGUUCACUGUAGAGAGGAUUAUGGAGAGGGCGGAUGUCCAGGACUGGGCGAAAUGGGUUAGCAGGACUGAGCCAUUACCCGAGGUAUAUCGUUGA
Messenger RNA from Penicillium angulare, 825 nucleotides. Its product is annotated as HNH endonuclease. The transcript is spliced from 3 exons. Bases 1 to 825 code for a protein of 274 amino acids. Lineage: Eukaryota; Fungi; Ascomycota; Eurotiomycetes; Eurotiales; Aspergillaceae. The record is from RefSeq and is a predicted model, not a curated record.